CUGCCGGGGAAACGGAGUUGUGAUGUUUCACGGAAUUGUGCCGGUGGACUAGAAACUCCCGCCAUUUCGCCGAACACCUAACCUCUUGAAUGAUAAAUUAACUUUUUAUGAAGAUUUUUUCAUAUCAGUAUUCAGACUUAAUGAAGUACAUACUACGAGGAAUACAACCGGUUACGAUCGUUUACGGCAUAAUUUCGACAGAGUGUAUGCAAAGCGCGCAAGACCUCCUGGAGGGAGCUUUGGUUUUUGCCGCGAGUUCCAAUUUGGGUGAAGCUUGCGUUCCUUCUUCGUCUUCUUGAGGAACUAAAACUUUUCCAAACACAAACCGAGCAACUUAAACCACACAGGGUCUUCGGUGGACUUUUCUUCAAAACCAACGAAGCCGUUGCGACCCUUGUCUACACGAAGGAUGCGAUGAGCGCCGUCGCCAGAAGUGCAGUAUUAUUGUUUUGCAGUGAGCUAGAGACCCAGCCUGCUCCUAUUAGCCAGCUAGCUGCUACGCGUUUAGUGCUGUGCCGGGCCUGCCGGUGCUAGCGUGCAACGUGCUAACGUCGGGCAUUGACAUCUUACGGCACUCGGAUACAUGUUCAGGCCGUGUCAUUUUAUUUUGUUUGGCUAGUUUUUUGUACGAUUGUUUAAGUUUACAACAGGCAUCCGUGCCAUCUGGCGUUCACGAUGGCACCGCUUUUGGGUCGGAAACCUUAUCCGCUUGCUAAGCCGCUAGCUGAACCAGCAGGCCCAGACGAGGAGGUCUACAUCAUCGAACACACCAAGGAGGCCUUCAGGAACAAAGAAGAGUAUGAUGCCCGUCUUCUGAGGUAUGACGAGCGCAUAUGGACCUGCAAGAGCACUGGCAGCAGCCAGCUCACUCACAACGAAGCAUGGGAAGAAGAGCAGGAGGUCACCGAACUGCUCCUGGAAGAAUAUCCCAAAUGGUUUGAGAAGCCAGUGUUGGAGAUGGUUCACCACAACACGGUGUCCCUGGACAAGCUUGUUGAAAUGGCCUGGAUGGAGAUCCUCACAAAGUACGCUGUGGAUGAAGAAUGUGACUUCUUGGUGGGGAAAGACAAGAGUAUGCGCGUGUUGGUGGUGAAGAUCCAUCCCCCGGAGAAUCAGGACGGUGAGACCGCAGAGAAGAAGCUAGAAGGAGCGUGUGACUCUCCUUCCAGCGACAAGGAGAACGCCAGCCAGGAGAACCAGAGGAAGGAGCCCUCCCCCCAGGAGGAGGACAGCCGGCGAGAGAGUCUCAGUGACCGGGCGCGACGCUCGCCUAGGAAGUCCACCACUGCUAUGAAAGAAGAGAAGAAGAGAUGGGUGAUGCCCAAAUUCCUUCCUCUCAAGUAUGACGUCAAACUCAUCACUGAAGAUAAGGUGAUCAGCAGUGUUCCGGUAGAAAGUCUGUUCAGAUCAGAGCGUCCGCCGACCAAGGAGAUCAUGCGUUACUUCAUCAGGCACUACGCUCUCAGGCUGGGCAUGGGUGAAAGCGCCCCCUGGGUGGUGGAGGAUGAACUUGUCAAAAAAUUCAACCUCCCCAGCAAAUUCAGUGACUUCCUCCUCGAUCCACAAAAGUUUUUGGCUGAAAAUCCGUCCACUAAGCGGAAGAGUCUCUCGUCUCCUGAGGCUAAAGCUAGUAAAAAGCUGAAGACCUCAGACACCCAGAGUGAGGAGUCAGGAAAUGAGAAGGGAGAGGAGGAGAAGAAGAAAAAGAAGAAGAAAGCCUCCCUUACCAUGCCCCUUAGUCCCACUAUCUGGGGACACAUGCAGAAGAUGAACGGCUCCCCGCUUAAAGUGAAAAACUCUGGAACGCCUAAGAAAGGAGAUGGCAAAACCCCCUCCACACCAAAAUCAAGUAAAAAAACGAUUGACAAGAAAGCAGGAAAGACCGGCGAUAAGAAGCUCAACGGUCUCAAAAAGGACGGAAAAUCUGGUCCCAAGACCCCCAAGAUGAAGCAGAUGACCCUCCUCCAUCUGGCCAAGAGCCCCCCCACGGGGAGCCCCAAGAAGAGGGUCCGGAACACGGGUAUGACACCCAAACUGGGCAAGCCUCUGCCCCCCAUGGCCCUCCACCUCCUUCGCUAUUACAAGGAGAACAAGGGCAAGGAGGACAAGAGGAACGCCAUGUCCACCCUCAUCUCCAAGGCCGCCAAAACCCUGUCGGCGGACGACCGGGGCAGGCUGCCGGAGGAGCUCCGGGACCUGGUGCAGAAGCGCUGGGAGCUGCUCGAGCAAAAGAGGCGCUGGGCGGCCAUGAGCGAGGAGGAGAAGCAGGAGGAGCUGAAGAAGAGGCGCGAGGAGAUCAAGGAGAAGCUGCGGGAGAAGGCCAAAGAGCGCCGCGAGAAGGAGAUGCUGGUGCGCCGCGAGCAGUCCCGUCGCUACGAGGACCAGGAGAUCGACGGCGGCAAGAACCUCCCGGCGUUCCGGCUGGUGGACAUGCCCGAGGGGCUGCCCAACGCCCUGUUCGGAGACGUGGCCAUGGUGGUCGACUUCCUCAACUGCUACGCCGGGCUGCUGAUGCCGGAGGACCAGUACCCCAUCACGGCCGGCGCCCUUAUGGACGCCCUGGCCGGGGAAGACGCCGGCUUCCUCUACUUGAACCGCGUGCUUGUGGUGCUGCUGCAGACGCUGCUGCAGGACGAGCUGGCCGAGGGGUACAGCGAGCUGGACAUCCCCCUGUCGGAGAUCCCGCUCACCAUGCACUCGGUGUCGGAGCUGGUGCGGCUGUGCCUGCGGCCCUUCGACGCCCACGGCGAGGAGAGCGUCCAGGGCUCGGAAGACUGGGGCGUGCUGGGCGGCUUCGACGACGUGGUGACCAGUGAGUUCCUGGAGAGGCUGGAGACGGCGGAGGUGUUUGAGCUGAACCCCCAGGAGAAGGUGAGCCUCCUGGUGGCCCUGUGCCACCGCAUCCUCAUGACGUACUCGGUGGAGGACCACGUGGACGCCAUUCAGCAGCGCUCGGCCGAGCUCUGGAAGGAGCGCCUGGCCACGCUGAAGGAGGUCAACGACCGCAAGAAGGCCGAGAAGAUGCGCCGCAAGGAGCUGGAGGAAAAAGUGAAAGAGGAAGGGGGCAUGCCCAAAGCUGAUAAGACGGAAAAGAAGAAGGAAGGGAGCGCCAAGAAGGAGGUGAAGGCGGAGGCGGAGCCCGACGCGGAGGACAUGAUCAGCUCCGUGAAGAGCAGGAGGCUGAUGGCACUGCAGGCCAAGAAGGACAAAGAGGAGCACGACCGGCUGAACAAAGAACGCAUGGAGAAGGAGGCGGAGGAGGAGCGCAACCGUAAACAAAAGGCUAGCGCUGAGAGGGCCUUCCAGGACGGGAUCGGCAAGGCCAAGCUGGUGCUGCGCAGGUCGCCGCUCGGCACGGACAGGAACCACAACAGGUAUUGGCUGUUCUGUGACGUGAUCCCCGGGCUUUACAUCGAGAAGGGCUGGGUCCAUGAGAGCAUCGACUACAGCUACACCCUCCCCGUCGAAGAGAAGCACUCUGAGCAGGAGGAAGAAGAGGAAGACGAUGGAGGGGAGAAGGACGACAACGACGGCAGCACAGACGGGGGUAUGAGUGAAACUGCUCAGACGGGGCCGGCCGCCGACGUCCGUACACAGACCACGGUGCCCAAGCAGGGACAAAACCUCUGGUUUGUGUGUGAAACUGCAGCAGAUCUGGAGGAGCUGGUCGAGAGUCUGCAUCCUCAGGGGGUCAGAGAGAGCGAGCUGAAGGCCAAGAUACAGAACAGAUACCAGGACAUCCUCCACUCCAUCCACCUGAGCCGCAAGGUAAAGCCGGGCCUCAGGACCUGCCACGGCCACCAGGAGCUGCUCAAGUACCUGCGCAGCGACAUCCUGGAGGUUGCCUCCAGGCUCCAGAAAGGAGGACUGGGAUACCUGGAAGACAACACAGACAUUGAGGAUGAGGUGUCCAAGAUGGAGAGCCUGAAGGACUUUGGCGAGUGCAUCAUCACCAUCCAGGCGUGUGUGAUCAAGAAGUUCCUGCAGGGCUUCAUGGCGCCCAAGCAGAAGAAGAAGAAGAAGCAGGCUGGCGAGGAGAGCGGCGGCGCUAGCAGCAGCAAGGCGGAGGAGGUGGACGAGGAGAAGAAGCUGGCGGAGGAGGCCAGGGUUGCUACCGCUGUAGAGAACUGGAAGUCCACCAUCCGCGAGGCUCAGACCUUCUCCCGCAUGCACGUCCUGCUCGGCAUGCUGGACGCCUGCAUCAAGUGGGACAUGUCCGCCGAGAACGCCCGCUGCAAAGUCUGCCGCCGGAAAGGAGACGACGAGAAGCUCAUCCUGUGCGACGAGUGCAACAAGGCCUUCCACCUGUUCUGCCUGCGCCCGGCGCUGUACCGCAUCCCCGCUGGCGAGUGGCUGUGCCCGGCCUGCCAGCCCCUGGUGGCCCGCCGCUGUUCCAGAGGAAGGAAUUAUAACGAAGACACUGAUGAGGAGGAGGAUGAAGAAGAGGAAGAAGAAGAUGAAGACUCUGAGGAGGAAGACGAGGACGAUGAAGACGAUAAGGACUACAAGGCCAUUGGCCACAGCUUGAGACCAAGGAAGAAGAUAAAACAAUCCUCGAAGGUCGCGAAGACAUCCAAGAGCAAGUCGAAGAAGCAGUCGCCCCCCAGUGGACGGGGUACCAAGUCGAAGUCUGGCCCCAACUUCCCAGCAGACAUCGAUGAACUGGUGCGUCUGAACUCCAAGUCCGGAGUACGCAGGCAGACACAGGAACUUGAGCGCUGUGAGGAGAUCCUGCAGAAACUGAUCAAGUUCCGCCACAGCUGGCCCUUCAGGGAGCCUGUCUCGCUGGAAGAGGCAGAGGACUACCUGGAGGUCAUCUCCACGCCCAUGGACUUCCAGACCAUGCUGGGCAAGUUCUCCCAGGGCUCGUACCGCCACGCCCAGGACUUCCUGGAGGACCUGAAGCUGGUGUUCUCCAACGCGGAGGAGUACAACCAGAACAGCAGCCCCGUGCUGGCCUGCAUGGCCAAGACGGAGCAGAGCUUCACCGAGCUGCUCCACAAGCUGCUGCCCGGCCUCAGCUACCUGCGGCGCCGCUCGCGCAAACGCGUCAGCCGGGUGCCCGCCAGCUCGGAGGAAGAGGAGGAGGAGGAAGAGGACAAGAUUGACGAGGCAGUGGAGGAGAAAAAGCGGAAGGGUUCGAAGAAGGCGCAGAACGGCAAGUCGACCCGGUCCAGGAGAGACACGUCGGCGCAGGGGAGGAAGGCCAAGCCGAAGACGAAGGGCGACGCCAGUGACCCCGAGGAGGAGGAGAGCGGGAGCGACGAAGAGGAGGGGAGCAGCCGGAGAAGGAGCAAGCGCUCGGCGGCCACCUCGUCCAAGCGGGAUUACAAGGAACAGGAGAGCGAUAGCGAGCGGGAGGCGCGGAGAACUCGGCGGCGGGGGGAGCGAGGGAGAAGGAGCAGCGACGAGGAGCAGUCCAGCCAGCGGCAUUCCAAGAGGCAGAAACAACGAUGAAGACCACGGUGCUUAUUUGUUUUUUUUUUUGUUUUUUUGUUUUUUUUGUGCUUUAAUUUCUGCACCAGGUAUGACAAAAUACUCGAGAACCUCCGACCUCCUACUCCUCCUCCUCCCACAGCUAGACAAACAGGACUCAAGUCAAGUCUUUGUCUGGGGAAAUGUUUUUAUUUUGUUUUUUUUGUAUUUUGAAAAACAAACAUUCGAAGAAGAAGAGAAAAAUAUCUAAAACUGAUUUAUAUUUGUAACAUGUUUAAUUUUAGUGAUUUAUUUUUUCUUUUUUUUUCUUUUCGAAACCAAAAUAAAUAAUCAUUUCAGGUGAUGAGAAUGACUCACAAGCUCUUAAAAACACAUGACAUUUUCGAAAUUCUGACCUCGGAGCACGUUUUUUUUGUGUAAUUUUGUGUAAUUUGGCCCGACCUAUAGGUUGGUAAAUGAUCCCCCCCCCCCCCCGAGGUAGAAGCAGAUACGAUACUUGUGAACAGUGACCCUCUGAUUUGUAUUUGCCAUCUGUGUUAACACACCCUGUCUAGUCUAUCAGUGUCUCCUCUCUUUCCUCAGGCCAAACACACAGUCCAGCCACAUCCACCAUCAGGAGUCAUCUUUUCAGCGUUGCGUUCCUCCCCAUUCUCUCUUCAAAGCCUGUUCUCAGUGAUUAAUAGUACUUUAUUUGAGACUUUGAGGUCUGUACGGCCACUUUAGUUUAGGUUUUUUUAAUUCACUUCUGCUAACUGCAUUCAGUGCAUGGGGGAGCUCACCCUAAAGUUGUGCGUCUUUGUUGAACCGUUUCCAACAUCCCAAAUCGUGUGUACAUACUAAUGACUGCAGACAGUCAUAUUUAUAUACAACUUUUUCAGACAUGCACCUUCUGGUUGACACAGGCCAGGGAUGGUGUUGUAAAGUUAGUGUAAGGGGGGCGGGACUUCAGAAAGCUUUUAAACUGUUCAGGCUUAACCUAAUUCGUAUUCUUUUGACUGGCCUGAUAUAGAGGAAUUGGUACCACUACAAACUGAACAAUUCCUUCGUAAAAGGUAUACCAAAUAUGCAAACCUUUUGUGAAACCAAAUUCUUUAUCCGAAUUACAAAAAUAUAUGCAUUUAGAAACGGACAGCCAUUUUAAACUGGUAAAGUUUUUUCCUCCUGGCUUUUGUAUAAUUAAUAUACGUGAUCUGUUCGUCUUAUCCCUUUUAUACAAGAUUGCCAAGCAACUGGUGCAUUUGACUUUCCUUUGUCGCAACUACAUCUCCCGGUGGGAUUUCUGUGACAGUUGUAACUGUGAUCUACAAACUACUCAAAUGGAAUAAUGAAAAGCCAAUACUUUGGAUACUGCUCUGGUCACACAUGUUGGUACACAUGUUGGUACACAAGGUGGCGCUGUAGCACAUUGUUCUGAGAUCUACCGGCUAACCAAGUGCAGCACCUGGCUUCCCUGGCGGGGUGGCAGAAAGUGAGAUCUUACAAGGUGCUGGGAAGCCUUGGCUCUCAACUUGUCUUGUCUUGCAUUGGCAUACUAGACAGAGUGCCGUUAUAUUCUGAGAAUAAUUUUGACCGUAACAUGGCAGCAACUUAUUUCUAAAGUUUGGAAGACGCUGCUACUAAAGUUUGGUAUUAUCUGGCGGUGGCCAUGCGUAUUUAUGCAGACGUUUUAAGUUGCUUUCCCCCUUGGCGUACUGUGAUGUGGCGUUUUUCUAGCCGUUGUCAUCAAACCGGCUUUCCUAAUUGUAUUUUAUUUGGCAACAUUGUUAGCUAGAGCAUUCUAUUUCCUUGUGCUUUUUUUUUCUUUUUCGUAAAAUUUCCCAUUAUUAAGAGUUCCAUUAAAGAUAAGAAUCACUGUUGGAAAUUGGAAGUUAUUUUCUGAAUACAAGCAAAAGCGACUGCCCUCAUCAAUAUAAUAGGCUACCUAACGUGUUGUAAAUGCUUCUUUUUCUUUUUUUCUCGAUUAUAAGUCUUUUACACUUAUUUUUUUUUAUAUAUAUAUUUAUAGUCUCUAAAAACUAUGGUCAGGUGGGUCACGGAGGCUCGGGGAUGUUCACGUGUAAAGACAAUAAAGGCUGUGGAUGGAGAGCAUGGUGUUGCUGCUUCUUUGUGGUGGAGGUGAGUGUUUCGUGUAGGCCCAGAUGUCACUGCCAACUCUCACGUUUGUGAUCAUUUACAAGAUAUGGUUGGCACCAGAUUCCAGACUGAUGUCUUCGUUUUGUAAUAAAAUGUGCUAACGUU
Molecule: messenger RNA, 7674 nt
Organism: Gadus morhua (Atlantic cod)
Lineage: Eukaryota; Metazoa; Chordata; Actinopteri; Gadiformes; Gadidae
Gene: baz1b
Product: bromodomain adjacent to zinc finger domain, 1B
Exons: 21
Coding region: 676-5457 (1593 amino acids)
Biological process (GO): DNA damage response; chromatin remodeling
Cellular component (GO): WICH complex
Molecular function (GO): histone H2AXY142 kinase activity; histone binding
Source: RefSeq, a predicted model, not a curated record